AUGAAGAAAUAAUCAAUACAACCAAGGACGCCAUAUUUUACGGAAUUCCAAGAAAACGUGCAUUAAUUUUCCUAGAAAAACAAUUAAAUAGUACAUAAACCAAUUAACAUGACUAGUUUUGUACGCGUAACAGAUGAUGAAAAUGACGAAGCAAUAGAAAUUCCAGCUGAAGAUGAUGGUGGGGACCACGAUGGAACUUUAUUGUUGUCAUCGUUGAUAGCUCAGUUUCCGGGUGCUUGCGGCUUAAAAUAUCGCUCUGAGACAGGUGGUUUAAGGGGAGUACGACUAGCAAAUGGAUCCCUUCAUCCGCCAAAUGGAGGAUUCUGGGGCAAAACAACAUAUAUUGUUAACUUUCCGAAGGAAUCCAAAAGAAAGGGUGAUGAGGAAAUUGAGAACCCAGUAUCAACAAAAAUGAAGAAAAUUGAAACACAAAGGCCCAGUGACCUAAUUGUACUUGGUUUGCCGUGGAAAAGCACUGAGGAUGAUAUGCAGGAGUAUUUUAAACAGUUUGGUGAACUUAUUUUAGUGCAGGUUAAAAGAGAUCCUAGAUCUGGGCAGUCUAAAGGAUUUGGGUUUGUGCGAUUCAAAGAUUAUGAAUCCCAAUUAAGAUGUCUUGCUGCACGGCACAGGAUUGACGGGCGAUGGUGUGAGGUCAACUUGCCAAACUCACAUAAUGAGAAUAGUAAUGUGUCUACAAACAGGAAGAUAUUUGUUGCCAGAUGCACAGAGGAUAUAACUAAUGAAGAUCUGAAAGAGUACUUUGAGGAGUUUGGGGAGGUUGUCGAUACAUUUAUUCCAAAACCCUUCAGGGCAUUUGCGUUUGUCACAUUUGCUGACCCGGCUAUAGCACAGAAAAUGUGUGGAGAAGACCACAUUAUCAAAGGGGCAAGUGUCCAUAUAAGUAGCGCUGAGCCCAAGGGUAAAGAUAGUAGUAACUUUCAAGGGGAUAGGCACAUGGGUGGUAGAGGGGGUAAACAGAGAAUGAGGGAGGAGCCAGGUGGUAAUUGGGGUCAACCAAGUCCCCGACAGCCAGAAAAUAUGGCUGUUGAACCAAAUAUUAACAACAUAGGUAUGAACAUGUUAAGCUCUGCAAUGCUGGCAGCUGCUCAAGCUGUUUUUCAAGGGGCAUCUAAUCCCAAUGCAUCUGAAAGCUACCAAUUAGGGCCGGGGUUCGGGGGCACUCGGGAUAGUCGCAGCAGUGGGGGAUAUUCAUCAGGUAAUUCGUGGGGCAGUGGGGAUAACGCACAAGGCAGUCAGUCAAGUUACUCCUCAUGGGGUAAUAGGUCAGGCGGUGGUGGGGGAUAUUCAAGCAGUUCUCCAUCACAGUGGGGGGCUCAAGGAUCAUCCAGGGGAUCAUGGAAUUAAAGAUUUUGGGUUGGGUUUCUAUUUAUAUUUUACAAUUUUAUUUUUUUAAAUGGACAGAUGUAACUUUUAAGAAUACCUUCUACUUAAAACAAUCUUUAAAAAUUCAUUUGAUGUAUUUUUCAGACGGAAUAAGAUAAAAAUUGAAAUCUACAGGAAGGGAAAGUGAUGGGUUUGGGCAAAAUAUUUUAAGGGGGGUUUAAAUAUUUGGCAUACAAGAUUAAAUGAGAGUCACAGUAAUCAAUUUAUUUAGAGUCUGCACAGAUUUUAGAUGUUUACAAUUGUUAGCGAUCUUUUAUAAAGCCAUCUUUUAUAACUGAUCUGUUUUGUAUCAAAACACUUUAUACCAUUUAUUUGGUGUUAGAUGCCGGACAAAGUUUCUUAAAUCUUUUACAUGUGACUUAUCUGGCAUAAGAUUUUUGUUGGAUGAAUUUCUAAUUAUGAUUAUAUUAUUCGUAUGGUUUGAUUGGACUUUUGAAAAAGACAUAGGUAGUAGAAAAGAGGUAGCAAAGAAUGAGACAAGGGCAAAUAGGGGGGAAGAUGGGUGCUAAGUAGCAGGGUGGUUGGUAGUUUGGAAACAGUAACCAUAGAGAAAGGGUCUGAGAGAAUAUUACAUAGAGGGAUAUGGGAGUGAAUACCCAAUAGGCUAUGAGAUGACAAAAAAAAAGAAUGCAAAUUAAGAGUGACUGCACUACAGAUAGAUGUUUGUUUAUGCAAGAGAACAUAUCUGAGUGAGAAAGAAAUACUAACUGCUCAAAAAAUAUCUCAUAAAUUGGAGGUAAACUUUUGAAAAAAACUGAUGAUGAUAUGAUAUAGGAAAACAAUAGACAGAUUGGAGUUUUGUGUGUAAAUAAAGAAAAUAACUGAAUGUGAAGUUAUCAACACGCUGUGUUUAUUAUAUCCGAGUGUUAGAGCACGAACAUGAAAGAUAAAUGCUGAAAACUGGUUAGAACGAAUGUAUAGGAUGAUUUAGUUGAUUGGUGAAUGUUGUUUAGAGAAAGUUAUAGUUUGAUGUUUUUACUGAGAGUUUUCUGAAUGUUGAGUUGUUGACAUUGUUUGAAGUUGAGAAGUUGUUUGAAAAAGAGAGUUCUUAAAUUUAAUUUUAGAUUUUCAUUGAAAUAACCCUAUUUUACUUGUAUGUAUUUUGUUAAAAUUAUCUGUUAUGAUUGGACGGUUAUGUUUUAACAAAGUUGAAUUUCAAAAGACACAGGGGUACAUUUUUGUAUAUACAUGUAUUGGGGAAUUAGGGGAUUUAAAAUGAAGUUUAUUGAAGUAGGGUUAUUUCAGGAAAUCAUGUUUUAAUCAUGACUAAGUCGAAUCCACAUCUUUGUCAUAUUGUUAAGUAACAUUGUUUUGUAUUUUGUUGUUAAUCAUGAUGUAAUAUGUAAAUGGGAGAAAAUAAAAAAAAAAUUAAGUGUGAAAGAUCA
Molecule: messenger RNA, 2789 nt
Organism: Ruditapes philippinarum (Manila clam)
Lineage: Eukaryota; Metazoa; Mollusca; Bivalvia; Venerida; Veneridae
Product: TAR DNA-binding protein 43-like
Exons: 4
Coding region: 109-1365 (418 amino acids)
Biological process (GO): regulation of gene expression
Cellular component (GO): nucleoplasm
Molecular function (GO): RNA binding
Source: RefSeq, a predicted model, not a curated record